AUAGAAAUAGGAGGUGAGGAUUGAUAUCGUAUAUGACGCUUGCAAGUGCUGUUUGUCUAUUUCACAUCUCAUCAUGCAUACGACAAAGGCCACAGGCCACAUUACAAGAAGGCCCUCUGCCGCAUCUCAUCUCCACUGCUGCGUCACAAGAACUGGACAGCGUGCUGCUCGAGGAGGUGGCUGAAGCCUCAUCGCCUCGCAGGUGCGUUUGGAAAACCCUCCCUCAACAAUGGUCGAAUGCAGCUUAUGAGACGAGCUGCAUCGAAAACUUCCAGGCUGUUCGUCGUCAGUUUCACCCCUAACAGCCGCAUUACUGUACGAGGCUACACACCAUCAGAUUCAUCUCCAUCUCGUGGCUGGGUUCUUGGCCAAGGACAAAGCCACGG
Molecule: messenger RNA, 386 nt
Organism: Hyaloscypha bicolor E
Lineage: Eukaryota; Fungi; Ascomycota; Leotiomycetes; Helotiales; Hyaloscyphaceae
Exons: 1
Coding region: 33-302 (89 amino acids)
Source: RefSeq, a predicted model, not a curated record